UCAAGUAUCAACUAGCGACAAUUUUGACAGGAGUCAUAUUUAAUGAUAGUCUCAACUAUAAGAUAGAAAGUAUUGGCGUUGUAGCAAUGUGGACGGAAUUGCACCCAACGUUGGUUAUUGUAUGCGUGAUUGUUUCGUUAGCGAAUGGUCAUUCAUUAUAUGCUAACAGAGACAAGAGACAGGCUGUUGACGUUUCCCCGGUGGAAUACCUUCGGCAUUACGGAUAUCUUCGGGAUGAACAUUACACUAGCCAGGUUCCUGCGGAUCCCGCGGAGUUGGCAGAAGCAUUUAAAAUAUAUCAAAACUAUCUCAAGUUGGAAAUCACUGGAUCUAUCAAUUCAGAGACACAGCACGCAAUGAAUCGUCCUCGGUGUGGCUGCAAUGAUGUCUUUUCAAUAUGGAUGAAUACAACGACCAGGGAUCGAGUUAAACGAUUUGCUCAAUAUCGACCUGUUAAUUUCAACGCAAGAAGAGGGUGGAGAACAACGAAUCUGACAUGGCAGCUGUUGGGUACUACCAGAGCCAGGAUUCCCCGUGCUGUUGUCAGGUCGGAGAUAAUCAGAGCAUUUGCACUGUGGUCUGCAGAAACACCAUUGAGAUUUAGUGAAGUCAACCAAGGCGCCGAUAUUGAUAUAGAUUUCGCCAUUGGUGCUCAUGGUGAUGGAAGCCCAUUCGAUGGCCCAAGUGGGGUACUCGCACAUGCUUUCUUCCCUGAGUUAGGCACUACUCACUUUGAUGAUCGCGAACAGUGGACCACAAACUCUACAACAGGAGCUGGCAUAGACCUUUUCAUUGUAGCUGCUCACGAGUUUGGCCAUGCUCUUGGUCUCGAUCACUCCAAUGUCCGUAAUGCUCUGAUGUUCCCUACGUAUCUAGGAUUCAUUCCCAAUUUUAAACUGAGCACCGACGACAUCCGAGGAAUCCGGAGUAUCUAUGGAGGGCCACCUUCUCGUUCCACAACGCCCCCACCAACUCGUCCUACAACCCUCAGACCUACUCGUCCACGCACUACCCGUCCAACUACAACUGUAACGACCACCCGACCAACUCGUCCACCCACUACCCGACCAACUCGACCGACAACCCGGAGACCACGAACUACAAUCAGACCUAGCCUACAUCCCGAAUGCGGCAGGACAUACAAUGCGGUAUUUGAAGACGACAACGGAGAUUUGCUGAUGUUCCGUAGUUAUUACUUAUUCCAAGUCCCAGUUUACGACCCAGACACUGACGAUUUACGUGGCAGUCGAGCAUCUAACAUGUUUCCGGGUGUGAUGUCAUUUCCGGAUGCAGUGUUCCAUGUCCCAGGAUCAACUUACGUCAUCAGAAGAACGAGGAUGCAGAAAUUUUCCCGUCCUGCAAACCGGUUACUUGGUGAGAGAGUACUUGAAGUCGAUACAUGGAGAGCGUUACGUGGAUUGGGGAGAAGAUCACGGAUAACGGCCGCUGUAGCCCUUACUCAAAAUGAUGUUCUGGUGUUUGGACGAAACCGAGGUCGAGGAGUCGUAUGGGAAUUUGAUGUUUUCUCCGGAAGAUUGGUGCAGGGUUCUAUGGCAUUGAUGAGUACGAGAUUUCCAGGAAUUCCCGAGAUUGUGGACAUGGCAUUUUCCCGUGACCCAUCAGAAAUUACUUUCAUCGUAAGAGGACUAUACUACAAUUUCGACCUGGUAACGUUUGAUGUUUUUGGACCGCUGGAAUUUGCUCCUGAUUUCAUUGGCGGAAGAUGUGUCGGCUAGGACAUUUAGAAACAAUGAAUUACACACGUAUCCCACGACCAUGCUUCAUGUUAUAACCAUAUAGAGAGAUUGAUACAUUUGUAUACAAAGUAGGAUAUGUCUAAUACAUGACAAUCAGGCCUGUUGUUGAUAGAACAGUAGUCUGUUGGGGAUUGUUUUAGAAUUUGUGUUACACAUACGGCAGUGGAGUCUGUUCUCAAAACAUACGAGACUUACCAAUAUGUCGCUAUAACGAGCUGAUAAACCUUAAAUUAUCAACCUGUCAAAAGAGGCAUCAUGUAUAUUAGGUAGCUUAUGCUUGUUACUUGUGAUUGUGAAUAAAAAUUUGGAAUUUUA
Messenger RNA from Pecten maximus, 2072 nucleotides. Its product is annotated as stromelysin-1-like. The coding region runs from base 87 to 1736 and encodes 549 amino acids. Lineage: Eukaryota; Metazoa; Mollusca; Bivalvia; Pectinida; Pectinidae. Gene Ontology annotation, molecular function: metalloendopeptidase activity; zinc ion binding. The record is from RefSeq and is a predicted model, not a curated record. The transcript is spliced from 11 exons. Gene Ontology annotation, cellular component: extracellular matrix. Gene Ontology annotation, biological process: collagen catabolic process; extracellular matrix organization; proteolysis.